GAGGAAAGGCAGCCUGCCGCCCUCGACAUCCCCCUGGCUCGCCUGACCGUGUCCUACUGCCGGAGCAGCGGCCCUGGCGGGCAGCACGUUAAUAAAGUGAAUACGAAGGCAGAAGUUCGGUUCCACCUGGCAUCAGCAGACUGGAUCCCAGAAGAUGCAAGACAAAAAAUGGCAUCGAUGCACAGGAAUAAGAUAAACCGAGCUGGUGAGCUGAUUGUGAACUCUGAAGAGAGUCGCUACCAAAUGAGGAAUCUGGCGAUUUGUUUGGAAAAAAUCAGAACCAUGGUCACAGAAGCUACUGAGAAGCCCAAGGUGGUGUCUAAGGAGACUACACAGAAACUCAUAGCGAGGGUGGAAAAAAUGAACCGUGAACGACUACGACAGAAAAAGAUACACUCAAAUAUAAAACAAAGCAGGAAAGCAGACUUUGACUAAGAAUAGCAGAGAUCGAAGUCCUUGGCAUAGCAUCUUUUUAAAGAAAUGGCAUUGGCAGCUGCAGAUAAUGCUAAACUGGAUUGAAUAAAACUGGUCCGAAAAUGUAAAUAAAAA
Messenger RNA from Fulmarus glacialis (Northern fulmar), 549 nucleotides. It is a transcript of the gene MRPL58, whose product is annotated as immature colon carcinoma transcript 1. Gene Ontology annotation, cellular component: mitochondrial large ribosomal subunit. Gene Ontology annotation, biological process: mitochondrial translational termination. The annotation marks the transcript as partial. NCBI's taxonomy places the organism in Eukaryota, Metazoa, Chordata, Aves, Procellariiformes, Procellariidae. The transcript is spliced from 5 exons. Gene Ontology annotation, molecular function: translation release factor activity. The record is from RefSeq and is a predicted model, not a curated record.